Messenger RNA from Dentiscutata erythropus, 273 nucleotides. NCBI's taxonomy places the organism in Eukaryota, Fungi, Glomeromycota, Glomeromycetes, Diversisporales, Gigasporaceae. The record is from the annotation of a GenBank genome assembly.
AUGUAUUUUGUAGGCCUAGAUAAUAGAAUAACAAUAGAUGAUAAAGUUUUCAGUACCUCACCCCAAAAGAAAUAUCAGGAGGUAAGAAAACUUUUAAAACCAAAUCCACCAGAACACACACUUUUGGAACAUAUUAGUAGCAGAUUAGGUGCUAAAACAAAAGGUAAACAUUGGGAAUAUGACUGGAAAGGUCCCAAUGCACAAUGCUGGUGUGGUAAUAAACUAUAUAUGUUUACCGAAAGUGGCAUAACACUACAUAUUCCUUCAGAAAAA